This is a messenger RNA of Impatiens glandulifera, 1580 nucleotides long. RefSeq names its product tubulin alpha-1 chain. Bases 94 to 1449 code for a protein of 451 amino acids. Gene Ontology annotation, biological process: microtubule cytoskeleton organization; mitotic cell cycle. The record is from RefSeq and is a predicted model, not a curated record. NCBI's taxonomy places the organism in Eukaryota, Viridiplantae, Streptophyta, Magnoliopsida, Ericales, Balsaminaceae. Gene Ontology annotation, molecular function: structural constituent of cytoskeleton; GTP binding. The transcript is spliced from 3 exons. Gene Ontology annotation, cellular component: microtubule; cytoplasm.
CUAUACCAUUUCCAGCUUUCUCCCCGUUCAGAAUAACAGAAAUCCAGUUCAUCAUCCUCUUUCUCUCUCAGUGUUCAUAUAUUUCAGUUCAAGAUGAGAGAAUGCAUCUCAAUCCACAUCGGUCAAGCUGGUAUUCAGGUCGGCAAUUCCUGCUGGGAGCUCUACUGCCUCGAACACGGUAUACAGCCUGAUGGACAAAUGCCUGGUGACAAAACCGUCGGCGGAGGAGACGACGCCUUCAACACUUUCUUCAGCGAAACCGGAGCAGGCAAACACGUUCCUAGAGCUGUUUUCGUCGAUCUCGAACCUACAGUCAUUGAUGAAGUCCGAACUGGUACUUAUCGUCAGUUAUUUCACCCUGAGCAACUCAUCAGCGGCAAGGAAGACGCCGCUAACAACUUCGCUCGUGGCCAUUAUACAAUUGGUAAAGAGAUUGUUGAUCUCUGCUUGGAUCGGAUAAGGAAAUUGGCUGAUAACUGCACCGGCCUGCAAGGUUUUCUAGUCUUUCAUGCCGUGGGAGGCGGAACUGGAUCUGGUCUUGGUUCGUUGUUGCUGGAGAGAUUAUCAGUUGAUUAUGGAAAGAAAUCGAAGCUUGGAUUCACAGUAUAUCCAUCUCCGCAAGUUUCAACCUCUGUUGUUGAGCCUUACAACAGCGUUCUAUCAACUCAUUCCCUUCUCGAACAUACUGAUGUUUCGAUUCUACUAGACAACGAAGCAAUUUACGAUAUCUGCAACAAAUCACUCGACAUAGAGAAACCAUCAUACACCAAUCUUAACAGGCUUGUUUCUCAAGUCAUCUCUUCUUUAACAGCCUCCCUUAGAUUCGACGGAGCACUCAAUGUCGACGUUACAGAGUUCCAAACCAAUCUCGUUCCUUAUCCUCGCAUUCACUUCAUGCUUUCAUCAUACGCACCUGUCAUCUCUGCAGAGAAAGCAUACCAUGAACAGCUUUCAGUUGCUGAAAUCACCAACAGCGCCUUUGAACCGGCUUCUAUGAUGGCGAAAUGUGAUCCCCGUCAUGGGAAAUACAUGGCUUGUUGUUUGAUGUACAGAGGAGAUGUUGUUCCUAAAGAUGUGAAUGCUGCAGUGGCUAUGAUUAAAACGAAAAGAACGAUUCAAUUCGUGGAUUGGUGCCCGACUGGUUUUAAAUGUGGUAUAAACUAUCAACCACCAACUGUGGUUCCAAAUGGUGAUUUGGCGAAAGUUCAGAGAGCUGUUUGUAUGAUUUCGAAUUCGACGAGUGUAGCGGAAGUGUUUUCGAGGAUUGAUCAUAAGUUUGAUUUGAUGUAUGCUAAACGGGCGUUUGUGCAUUGGUAUGUUGGUGAAGGAAUGGAAGAAGGUGAAUUUUCAGAAGCUCGAGAGGAUUUGGCUGCUUUGGAGAAGGAUUAUGAAGAAGUUGGUGCUGAAGGUGGUGAUGGUGAAGAUGAUGAUGAAGGAGAGGAAUACUGAUUGAUUGUUUUUGUUCUUCUUCAUGUUUGUUUAACCAAAACUAACUCAUUGGUUUUAAGCAUUUUAGUAAUGUUUUCUUUGAAUGGCUAAGGCUAGUUUCUUGUUUUUUGUUAACCCUUGUCAAACAUUUU